This is a messenger RNA of Linum tenue, 260 nucleotides long. Lineage: Eukaryota; Viridiplantae; Streptophyta; Magnoliopsida; Malpighiales; Linaceae. The record is from the annotation of a GenBank genome assembly.
GUUUGGGUAUUGUAGUGGUAUCAGCCCAAAAAAUAAAGUUUAGGAACCAAGCUGUAAAGUAUACAAAGUUUGCCAACAAUCCAUCAAUCCAAUUGGAUUUAGAUCAAAUGGAAGGGAUUUAAAUUGAUUGGAUUAGUUGGAUAUUUAACUGGAUGAAUUGGAUUAGUGGACAAAUUGCCACCUCUAUGGGCUACUAUGACGCGGAAAUAUUCAACGACAUUGGCAACAAAAUUUGCAGAGUAAUCAAGAUUGACUACAAC